Messenger RNA from Paralichthys olivaceus (Japanese flounder), 431 nucleotides. Lineage: Eukaryota; Metazoa; Chordata; Actinopteri; Pleuronectiformes; Paralichthyidae. The record is from RefSeq and is a predicted model, not a curated record.
AUGUGGAUACGAGUCAGACCCACAGGUGCUCGCCACAGGGAUCUGAAGCCAGAGAACCUGUUGCUAGAUGAAAAGAACAACAUCAGGAUAGCAGACUUUGGCAUGGCCUCCCUUCAGGUCGGAGACAGUCUGCUGGAAACCAGCUGUGGAUCUCCACACUACGCCUGCCCAGAGGUCAUCAGGGGAGAGAAGUAUGACGGGAGGAAAGCAGACGUCUGGAGCUGUGGGGUCAUUCUAUUUGCCCUGUUGGUGGGUGCCCUGCCGUUUGAUGAUGACAACCUGAGGAAUCUUCUGGAGAAGGUGAAGUUGGGAGUGUUUCACAUGCCACACUUCAUCCCGCCAGACUGUCAGAACCUGCUCCGCGGCAUGAUUGAAGUGGAUGCUACCAAAAGACUAACGUUAGAACAGAUCCAGAAGCACACGUGGUACAU